This is a messenger RNA of Pseudocercospora fijiensis CIRAD86, 354 nucleotides long. RefSeq lists its product as uncharacterized. The record is from RefSeq and is a predicted model, not a curated record. The coding region runs from base 1 to 354 and encodes 117 amino acids. The transcript is spliced from 2 exons. Lineage: Eukaryota; Fungi; Ascomycota; Dothideomycetes; Mycosphaerellales; Mycosphaerellaceae.
AUGCUCCUCGUCGCAAUCAAGCACAGCGAUACGCUCAACGUAAUCGCGAUGCAUCACGCGAUGAUGGAAGCUGCGGAAGCGGUGAGCUGGCAAGACAAUAAGCCCAAUCUCCUCCUGUCCCAUUUCUCUUCCUUUCAUUCCACUUUCUCCUGUUUGCUCUCUUCCUCUUCUUGGAGAUUUCAGGCGGCUGUACAUAACACAAGUCCUGUCAGCCUACGCUCACUCUGCCACAGAUCCGCCCAACCACCCGUUCGCACAGUGAGUUGUUUCCUUUCGAUUCACCUUGCUGUCUGCGUCCUCCGACUUCACGAAAUUGAGCUCAGAACUCCACUGCACGCUGCCCUCACUGACUAG